Molecule: messenger RNA, 1044 nt
Organism: Penicillium nucicola
Lineage: Eukaryota; Fungi; Ascomycota; Eurotiomycetes; Eurotiales; Aspergillaceae
Exons: 1
Coding region: 1-1044 (347 amino acids)
Source: RefSeq, a predicted model, not a curated record
AUGGCCAAGAUACAACCACAACAUUGGCUGGGCAAUCUUUCAACAUCAAAGCAAUGGCGACAUUUAUUACGCGCGACACUGCGCGAGUGUACCUAUCUCCCUGAUCCCGUCGCUCGCACCUACAUGCGGGAACAUGUCCUCGACAGAUAUCGUGCAGUAUCUUCCCGUCGCUCCAAGGCUGGUCCUCAGAUGGUACAUGCGGCACGAAAUGGUCUCUCGGUUUUACGACGCGCAAAUGAAGGCUACACACGACCCCUUGAGAAGAUACUCUACCUAUCAUACGGUCGCACAGGAAAGAGGCGACAUGAAAUGCUGGCUGAAUUUCUAAGGCCCAGAGAAACCGGAAUCCCAGAGGACACCCAAGCAGCCCAAGAGCUUGUCUCUGCGCCACUUAAGUUCCAUGACGGCUGGCAACCUCCAGCAAUCGUGAGGAGCCUAGCCCUUUCUCAAAUGAGAAACCCUGUGAUUACAUCAACCCGAGUCAGACCUUUGAUUAAGGCUAUAUCUCCGCCAAUCCCCAAGGAGAAUAUCUGGGGCAAGGAAUUAGCCCAGUCUCGCAAGGUUAACAUUCGAAGACAGUGGUAUUUCGCCACGUUGAAUGGCCUGUUGCCACCAUUACCAGAAGAGGAUCUCCAGACGCUUGACGGGUUGGUGUCGGGAACAACACCCUGGAAACUUGUCAAGCGAAGAAAGGGAAUGAAUUCUGAGAACGGCGCCAAACCCGAAAGCACAAUCUUGAAAUUGCUGGUUCAGGGCCCUGAAAAGGAAAACACCUUUGCACCCUAUGCCAACGGUCGACCUCAUGCUCUCACAACUAGAUUUAUGCAUCGGUUGUGGAGACGUGUUUCUGCGCUUGUGCCUCGGCAGUCUUGGAACGAAACUUCACAAAAGUGGCGCUUCGAAUGGGAUACACCAAAACCGGUCCCCACGUUGUCCUAUAGCUUGGACAGUAGCAUCGACUCAGGAGCGUUCUUCAAAGAGCCCGCCCAGCCAGCUAGAAGAAAUGCCGCGACACCGCGUGGUGAUCAACCGCUGUCACAAUAA